Messenger RNA from Meriones unguiculatus (Mongolian gerbil), 2086 nucleotides. It is a transcript of the gene Efemp2, whose product is annotated as EGF containing fibulin extracellular matrix protein 2. The coding region runs from base 225 to 1658 and encodes 477 amino acids. NCBI's taxonomy places the organism in Eukaryota, Metazoa, Chordata, Mammalia, Rodentia, Muridae. The transcript is spliced from 10 exons. Gene Ontology annotation, molecular function: calcium ion binding. The record is from RefSeq and is a predicted model, not a curated record.
CCGUCCGUCCGUCCGCCCGCAGGCACCGCCGGAGUCGACGCGUGAGUGGCCGCCAGCCGAGGGAGGGCGCGGGCCGGGUGCUGGCCGAGUCCGCGCUGCGCGGAGCCCAGAGGCCUGCGCUCCACGACUCGCGGGGCGGGGGCGGGGCGGGGCGGUCCGGGAUUUCGGGCCUGGACCCCAGGCCUGCGAAAGGAAGGCUCCGGGGCUCCCAGCGCAGUCCUGAGAUGAGACAGCUGGGACCCAGGCUCCCCUUCCUGGGACAGGGAUUGGGGGGUGCCGUGGCAGAGGCCCCUGACUCCUGCUCACCAUCUCCCAGCCCCAGGAUGCUCCCUUUUGCUUCCUGCCUCCCCGGGUCUUUACUGCUCUGGGCGCUUCUGCUGUUGCUCUUGGGAGCAGCGUCCCCACAGGAUUCAGAAGAACCGGACAGCUACACGGAAUGUACAGAUGGCUACGAGUGGGAUGCGGGCAGCCAGCACUGCCGGGAUGUCAAUGAGUGCCUGACUAUCCCCGAGGCCUGCAAGGGCGAGAUGAAAUGCAUCAACCACUACGGGGGCUAUCUGUGCCUGCCCCGCUCUGCCGCUGUCAUCAGUGACCUACAAGGCGAAGGACCUCCACCAUCUACAGCCUCUGCUCAGCACCCCAAUCCUUGCCCACCAGGCUACGAGCCCGAUGAACAGGCGAGCUGUGUGGAUGUGGACGAAUGUGCCCAGGGUUUGCAUGACUGUCGCCCUAGCCAGGACUGUCAUAACCUUCCUGGCUCCUACCAGUGCACCUGCCCUGACGGUUACCGAAAAAUUGGACCGGAAUGUGUGGACAUAGACGAGUGUCGCUACCGAUAUUGCCAGCACCGAUGCGUGAACCUGCCAGGCUCUUUUCGCUGCCAGUGCGAGCCAGGCUUCCAAUUGGGACCUAACAACCGCUCUUGUGUAGACGUGAACGAGUGUGACAUGGGAGCCCCAUGUGAGCAGCGCUGCUUCAACUCCUACGGGACCUUCCUGUGCCGCUGUAACCAGGGCUACGAGCUGCACCGGGACGGCUUCUCUUGCAGUGAUAUCGAUGAGUGCAGCUACUCCAGCUACCUCUGCCAGUAUGGCUGCGUCAACGAGCCAGGCCGAUUCUCCUGUCACUGCCCACAAGGCUACCAGCUGCUGGCCACGAGGCUCUGCCAAGACAUUGACGAGUGUGAAUCAGGUGCACACCAAUGUUCUGAGGCCCAAACCUGUGUCAACUUUCAUGGGGGCUACCGCUGUGUGGACACGAACCGUUGUGUGGAGCCCUAUGUCCAAGUUUCUUCGGACAACCGCUGCCUCUGUCCUGCCUCCAACCCCCUGUGUCGAGAGCAGCCUUCGUCCAUCGUGCACCGCUACGUGAGCAUCACCUCAGAGCGCAGUGUGCCUGCCGACGUGUUUCAGAUCCAGGCCACCUCUGUCUACCCCGGUGCCUACAAUGCCUUUCAGAUCCGUGCUGGAAACACGCAAGGGGACUUCUACAUUAGGCAAAUCAACAAUGUCAGCGCCAUGCUGGUUCUUGCCAGGCCAGUGACAGGACCCCGGGAGUACGUGUUGGACCUGGAGAUGGUCACCAUGAACUCCCUUAUGAGCUACCGGGCCAGCUCUGUACUGAGACUCACCGUCUUUGUGGGAGCCUACACCUUCUGAAGAUGACCCUCGGGAAGGGUUGGGUGGGCCCCCUUUUUAUCCCUUCCAUAGCUUAAGGAGCCUGGGGCUUAGGGGUGUUCUGCUUAAAGGGACAAUGAUGUGAAGGACAAUAAAGGGAGAAAGGAGCCCUGGCUGAGGUGGGUGAGUAACCUCAGCAUGGAAAGCGGCUGGCAUGUGAGAAAUGCAAGCCAAUCCCACCCGAAGGUUCCAGGGCCGAGUCUUCCUUCAGAACGGACCCGAGCAGGGAGUUCUAAGCAGCAUACACUUGAGGCCCUAUCACAGCACCUGGCUGAUGCUGGGCCCCAGAGACCAUGUUCAGAUCAGUGCCAAGAGUUUCAGGGUUACCGCCCUAGCCCUAACCCUGAACUAUGCAUUUGGAUAAGCCCUACUGUUUUCAAAACACUAAAAUGAGGCAACUGGACUGAGAA